This is a messenger RNA of Linum trigynum, 7183 nucleotides long. The record is from the annotation of a GenBank genome assembly. Lineage: Eukaryota; Viridiplantae; Streptophyta; Magnoliopsida; Malpighiales; Linaceae.
UUCUAACACCCAACUAACUGAACCAUGAAUAAACUAGCCUUGGAGUCAUAAUGGCCAGAAUAGUAUCAGUUGCAAUUUGCAAAGACCAUAGCUUUGUACUCAUUUGUAAGGGUGGCUAAACAGUCCGGUCCGGUUAAAUUGGUCCGAAUUGAUCCGGUUCUAGUUCGGUCUUUUCGGAAAUAUAAGGACCAAAGAUUGGAUUGGAUACAGUCCGGUCUUGAUUCGGUCCGGUCCCAAUUUGGUUUUGAUUUUAGAUUGAACUUGUGGGAAUUUGAGUGGCCCGAGGCCUCAAAGGGUGAUGAGUUGGUUAAGUUUUGCCUGUUGGGGUCUCUUAUCCGGUCUUUAUCCGAUUUUCGAUCCGGUCCCAAACUGUUUUUACCUCAAAUCUAAGCCCAAAUAUGAGAUUUAAUUGCUUGUUAUCCGGUCUCGGUUCGAAUUAUACGGUCGAAUUUUUAUAAAACCAAACCGUCUGGAGCAAAUAGCAAUCACAACUCAUUUGCCAGCUUUCGAAUCACCGGAUCAUCGGUAGCUUUGUACUCAUUUGCCUCCCUCCCUACCUCUAUUAAUGGCUGUCAUAUCACAAAUUUAGUUUCCUUCAGGUAUCAUACCGAGCAACUUACCUUCCGGUAGGUAAAAAAUGUCAAGGUUUUCGAAUCCAAAGCUUGUCUGCAUGUUGAAUUUGUUUAUUAUCCUAAUCUAACUAUAAGUGAUUUCCCCUGCCACCACGCCACACCUACCUUUGCUAUUGUAUCCAAAUAAUGUGGACCAAGUGUAAACUAACAGCUUCAAUUUCUUCUUCAUCAUCUGCCCAAGUCUUCACAACUUAAUGAAAAUGAAUUAAUGGCGGCAAUAUGUUUUGGCACAACCACCGCCGAGCGAAAAUACUCUGUUUUUCCUUCACAAAUUUUGUCGCUGUGCUCAUUGUAGCUGCCUUUGGUCUUCGUCUUGACUCUUGACUGUUGAAUGUUGAUCCUUUAAGAAGCUACUACAUUUACACCUCUCAUUUUACGAUAAGGGAAACAUAUGCAAAACCUCUCAGCAAACCAGUAUCCCAAUUUCCCAAACUCAAAGAUGCUGCAAUUCAUCAUCUAUGGCUUCCUUCUCCUCUGCUUCUCAAUCCACCUGAUAAAACUAUCCCGUCGUCGAAAUCCCACCACCGAGCACACAAAAAAGCUACUACCCCCUUCCCCUCCCACGCUCCCGGUCCUCGGGAACCUCCACCAGCUCGGUUUAUACGCUCACCGCUCCCUGCAGCUCCUCGCUCGCCGCCAUGGCCCCCUGAUGCACCUCCAAUUCGGCCAGGUGCCGGUCCUGGUCGCCUCGUCCGCCGCGGCGGCCAGAGAGAUCAUGAAGACCAACGAUCUGAUUUUCUCAGGCAGGGUAGCAUCCCCAGUCGCCGCCAAGCUCCUCUACGAUUACGAGGACAUCGCCUCGGCUCCCUACGGCGAGGGUUGGAGGCAGAGGAGGAGCAUCUGCGUUCUCCAUCUGCUCAGCAAUCGGAGGGUUCAGUCGUUCGGGAGAGUGAGAGAGGAAGAAACGGUAACCCUGAUGAAGAAAAUGAAAGAGCAGCGGGUUGUGAAUUUGAGCGAGAGCUUUGCCGCUCUGACGAACGACGUCGUGAGCAGGGCGGCUCUGGGGAGGAAGUACAGCGAACAGGGGAGCCAUGGGGGGAAGAAGAAGAAUUUCAACGAGCUGCUGUUGGAGUUCAUGGAGCUUUUGGGGAGUUUCAAUGUUGGCGACUUCAUCCCUUGGCUGGGUUGGAUCAAUAUAUUUACAGGCUUCAAUUCCAGAGUCGGUAUCAUUUCCAAGGAAUUCGAUGAUUUUCUUGAGGGGGUAGUUGAUGAACAUGCCAGCAAGCUGGAAAACAGAGCAGGUAGGGAGACGGAGGAAGAAGAAGCAGAGGAUUUGGUGGAUAUAUUGCUGAAGCUCCAGAGAGAUAAUGUGCUUGGAUUCCCUCUUACUCGAAAGAACGUCAAAGCCAUAGUCUUGAACAUGUUUGCUGCGGGGACGGAUACAAGCUACACAGUCUUGGAAUGGGCGAUGACGGAGCUGCUCCGGAACCCAAGAGUGAUGGAGCGAUUACAAGUCGAGGUGAGGCGAGUUGGGCAGGGGCGAGCAGAGAUCAAACAGAGCGAUCUGGACGAAAUGGUGUAUCUCAAGGCAGUGAUCAAAGAGACGCUGCGAAUGUAUCCACCGAUCCCACUCUUGGUUCCUCGAAAAUCUUCUCAGAGCGUGGAAAUCGAAGGCUACCACGUUCCUGCCGGAACGAUGACAAUGGUGAAUGCGUGGGCGAUCGGGAGGGAUCCGGGGAUUUGGGAACACCCAGAGGAGUUCAAGCCAGAGAGGUUUUUAAAUGAUGGUUGUAAGGUGGAUUUUAGGGGGCAGGAUUUCGAGCUGAUUCCGUUCGGUGCUGGAAGGAGAGGAUGUCCUGGGAUUUCAUUCGCCAUGGCGACGAAUGAAUUGGUGCUGGCGAAUGUGGUUUAUGGGUUUGAUUGGAGUUUGCCCGAAGGGAUGAGAGUGGAGGAACUGGACAUGAGUGAAUGUCCAGGACUCACUAUUCAUAAGAAGGUUAAAUUGGUGGCUGUUUGUACGCCGCGUUAAUUCCCGGCUUAGAUUGAUGUUGUUUGUUAUUGAUUUUUGUUUGGUAGAUUUUUUAUUUCCCCACGUAUGUUUGGCUUGACAGAAGUUCUAUGGCAUGACUAGUAAUUUACUUUUCUUGUUUUUGUUAGUAUCUCUGGAUAUUUGUUCGCUGGAGAUUUAUGAAUUACUAGACAAAUUAGUUUGUGUUUAUGUAGCAAUUGGACAUAAAACGUUCAAAUUUGUCACAAUUAGUUCAAAUUCUUUCAGAAGUUAAUGCUUUAGAAUAUCCAAUUCUUGUAGUAGUCACUCUGAUACGAAUCUUGCUCCUCUGCAAUUUUUUCACUCGUUUCGUUCAGUCAGAGUAAGAUGAAUUGUCAAGGAAAAGUAGCGAUGUGAUGUCUCUUGACUAAGACUACCUUACAAGCAUGAAAGAAAAGUAAAGCUUAUAGAUUCUCAUGUUAUACAAUACAAGAAUUUGCAAAAUCGUACUCGAAGUCAUAUAGAAUUGUUGAUGGAUUAUCGUCUCUAGCUACCUCUAUUAAUGGUUGUACUCUCACAGAUUUAUUUUCCUUUCAUAAUUAAUGAUGAUUAUUUUUUUAUUUUAAAAAAUUAUAUAAAAAAAUUUAUUUUAAUUAAUUAAUCUUACUUAUAUAAAAUAAUUUAGACAUUAUCUGAUUAAAAUAAUGAAAUCUACAAUAAAUUACAUUGUCAUAAAAAUAGAAAGUUUGACACUUACACUCUAGUACUCUUAUUGGAGUAAAACUCAAUUUAGAGAGUUAAAGUACAAAAUUAAUUUUACCACUUAAGCACUCUAGCUCUCUUUUAUUGGAGAUGGUCUUAUGAGGCCAGAUCUAAGAGAUGAGAAAUAAUUAAUUUUUGUUUUUUCUAAUUUUUUAAUUGACUAUUAUCUUAUUUGUUUUAACUUGAAUUUCAAUUUUUUUCAAAAAUGCAACAUGUUUAUUGUGUUUAACAAAAUUAUAUUUAUUUUCAAUAUAUUUAGAGAAAAUAUUUUCAUACCACUUGAAACCGCCUUGGUACCACCUAAUAUCACUUGAUACCACCUUCAUUUUAACUCGAAUUUUUAAAUUUUAUGACUCGGAAGGAACGAGUUCGUCGAGAUCUAUUAUAUCCACAAAUUUAUUGGGAAUGUUUUUUUUAAGACCAAAUAUACCUCCCUGGUAUGUGGUGGUAACUGAUGGUAUACAAUGACGAAAGGUGGUAAACGAUAAUUAUUUUUACAAGGAUGAUAUAACUUUACCUUUUGUUUUUAAGCUACAACUUAAGAUAUUCGAACUUGGAACUUUCAGGUUCAAGACUAGUUGUAUUACUGCUAGACUAAGCCACUUGUUCGUUGGUAAGUGACGGUUAUUAUAUUCCUACUAUCAUGUAUGCAACCCUUCUACACUCUGUUAUGUUCAUAGCACCAUAAUAAACUUUCAUACAACGUUGUAUUUGUAUCAUAUUAUGUAUUACCAAUCAUUACUACAUGGUAUGUAGGGGUGGGCAACGGAAAACGGGUAUUUGGGUAUACCCGUACCCGUCCCAUUUUUUUAGGGUUACGGGUACCCAAAUACCCGUAAUUUUUUUACGGAAUGGGACUUGAGAUCAAUAAUAGUUACUUCGGGUACCCGCGGGUUACCCGUUAAUACCCGUUUGGAUAUUACGGGUACCCGUUAUACCCAUUAGUCCAAAAGUCUACAACCCAAACCCACUCCAACCCCCAACCAACCUCCUGUUCCCCUUCAAUUUCCCAAACGGCCAAAUCCCAUGCCGAGCAAAUUUCAUUCUCUGAUAUAAGAAGACGAAGUCAUACUUCAUACAUUAUAGAAGGGGAGGGGUAUAUAUUGUAUACAGAUACAAAAUGGGAUUUCAUUUGUUUUUUUUACAGAGACCUCUUACUCAUGAACAAUGCAGGAAUGGCCAUUGUUUUAGAUUUAUCACAGAAAUUUCAAUUACCCAGUUAGUAGUAAUCAACACAGUUUUCGUCUUUCAUGUUGCUGGUGACAAAUACAAAGAUGGUAGAACUCAUUUCUUUUGCUGUGUUAGCUAUGUUAGGUGUACAAAUGGUAAAGAUCAAAGAAGAAAUGGAGAAGCUCUACAUAUUAGUACGCAAAUAGUACAGAGACACACAGACACAGAAAAUAUAUAAUGAAGUCACCAUGUGUUUCAUAAAUUCUGAACAAUAUAGCUCUAAGGUGGAAGUUGGCCGGAUUGGACGGGUAUUUACGGGUAGUACGGGUACCCGUUAUCCGUCCCGUAUGGGUAAUGGGUACCCGUUGACCCGUAUGGUUUGGGAUAUGGGAUAGAGAUUGCUCUUCAAAUGGGACUGGGUACCCGUUUCAAACAGGACGGGUAUCCUGUCCCGUCCCGUUGUCCACCCCUAAUGGUAUGGACUUAAUAAAAGUCUCAAUUUUUUGUUCCAAAAUAUAUGAAAGUGAAACUCAUAUUGAAUGACACAAUUGAUUUGAGUUAUCUGUGAACAAAGUUAAAUAACGACUUAAAAUGGAAAAGAUAUAACCUGUUAAAAUUAAUUGAUCGAAUAUUAAAAACUUUUCAUAAAUGAUAAAUACAGAAGUUGUGGAUGGUUAUUGUCCAUAAAAUUAUCUUUCUUAUCGACGUUGCUGCUAAGUGCUACUGGUCUUUGGAUUUUUUCCCCAAAAUACACGCGUUCUUGAAACAAUUUCUCAAAAUACACACGUUUUUUGAAAAAUUCUCAAUCUACACAUGUUUGGGCUUCACCAUGACUAGGGUUGCAAACGAGGCGAGUCGAGUCAAGUUUUUGCUUAGCUUGAGCUCAGCUCGUUCUAAAUUUUUUAGCUCGAGCUCGGCUCGAAUUUGAAUAUUGAUCAUCCAGCUUGAGCUUGAGCUCGACUCGAUUAAAAAUAAUCCAGCUCGAGCUCGACUCGAUUAAAAAUAAUCCAGCUCGAGCUCGGCUCGAUAGAGCUCGGUAAAUGCUCAUUAACACAGCUUGUCAAGCUGAGUACAAGCUCGGCUCAAGAUAAACUCGAUUUGAAACCAUUCUUGCUGAAAAAUGUUUACAAAUAAGAACAUUAGAAAUUAAAAAUGAUAAAAAGAACACUAGAAUUAAAAAUAACAUAUAACUUCCAUACACAUCCUUAUACACAAGCUAACUUUUAUUUUCAGAAGAGUAAUUAAUCAUUCCACAAGCUUUAAACAAGCCAGCUCGCGAGCUUAGCUCAACAAGCCACUGAGUCAAGCUAGCUCAUGAGCUUAUCAAGCCGAGCAUGGCCUAGCUCAAGCUUGGCUCGUUUACUAACGAGCCGGCUCGCCAGCCUGCUUGUUAAACAACAAUGUCUAAUGAGUUUUUUCCGAUUCGAACGCCGAGUUACUCCCGAGCGGCUUUGCUCAUUUGCAUCCCUAACCACGACCCUCAGAAGCGGUGAACUGCUUCAUUGCGGCCGUCAAAAGUGGUUAAUGCUUCAUUGCGGCAGUCAAAGGUAGUGAAUGCUUCACCAAGGCCGUUAGAAGCGGUGAAUGCCUAACGUAGGCCAAAACUUCGAAUGAACGUAACUUUACGCUCGGUUAUCCGAUCGUAGCAAUUUUGUUUUGAUUCCGCAUAAAUUUUUUGAGAUCUUGCUACUGCAAGCAGAUAGAGGCGGUUUGGUCCUUCCUUCUUCCUGAGAAAACGUCGUUUGCUAUCCCAAACGAGAAAUUUUUAGAUUUCGCCAAACUUUGAACGAUAAUAACUUUGCCUAUAUUUGGCCCGACCUUUAGAAGUAUUUUUCGGCUUCAAAAGCUGAACCAGGGCCAAACACCUCUAAAAGCUCGACUUUUGAAAAGCCGAAAAAAUAAUUUUGUAUAACAUAAAAGCAGCAGCUCCGAUUUGGAGCCUCUGCAAAAAGCUGUUUUGAAAAUACAAAAUUAUUCUUAUUAUAUUAUAUUUUUAUUUUAGAAAAUAUAUUUUUAUUUUAUUUAUAUCACUUUAAAAAUAAAAAUAUAUUAUUUAAUGUAAAAGAAAUCUAACAACAUCCAUUUUGACUACUUUUUAUUGUACAGAAUUUGUAUUCAUAUUUUAUAUUAUAAGUCAUUUAUAGUUAUUUUACGCAAACUCUCAUAUUAAUAAGCACUUCUAUUAGUUUUUUAGGCAAACACUUAACUGCUUUUUUGAAAAGUACUUCUCUAAAAGCUACAGCCAGAACCUGCUUUUGCAAAAGCUACAGCAGCGCCAAACUAGCCAUUUGUGCUCCACAACCUGAACGUUAUAAUUUUUUUAUUUCGCAUAAAUUUUUAAGGACUAAUUUUUUUUAUCAUAGACGUAUUUUCCGAAUGUAUGUGGAUCUGUGAAAAGUAAAGCUAAAGUUCCCAAAAAUCCUUAUAUACAAAAAUAUUUCAUGGGUUGAAAAGUCAUUCCUAGUAAAAGUUGUAAUCUUUAACAAUUUAUGCGAAAUAAAAAAAAGUCUUGUGACGUUCGAGUUGCAGAGCACAAAGUUAUGGCCGUCCAAAAUUUAGCGAAAUUUAUAAAUUGUUCGUUUGGGAUAGCAAACGACGUUAUUUCGGGACGAAGGCGAGACAAAACCACCUCUUGCUGCUUGCUACUUGAAAGAUCUCGAAAAAUCAUGAGGAAUCAAAUUUUUUUGAUACG